AUGCAACCGGUUGGAUACACGCAGUAUGGAAAUUUACUCACAAUUUCUGCCGCGCAACUCAUUGACAGUGGUGUAUAUCGAUGUGAGGCAGUCAAUCCCCUUGGUCGUGAAGUGGCUCACGUACAGCUAUCUGUAUUUGCGCGCACACGUCCGGCCGUAUCACUACCUGAACGUCUUAGUGCCCUGUGGAAUGAUAGCCUUCAACUACCGUGUGUGGUUUACAGCCACAUUGAGGCAAGGGUCGCAUUCGAAUGGUUGUACGCUCGACCGGGUCAGACCUCGAAACCCGGCAGCGCAGUGCACAAUCGAGGAAGUGGUGUCGGUAUUGGUACGCUUGGUUCAUCGGUGGCCACGAUCGACUAUUUUCAACGGAACAGUACCACUAUGCCAGAAUACGGUUCUGUGCUCACCGUUCGACAGCUCAGGUCAGAUAAUGCUGGAGUGUAUUUGUGUCGUAUUACAUCACAAGGAGGAAAUUUCAGUUUAUCCACAGAAGUCCAGGCUUAUAUUUGUUUUGGUCAAAAUGCACAGGUUGUCCAAUUACCGCUACCACCGGACAACGUAGUUCUUCAACCCCAGUCAGUUCUUCCAACCGCAGGCGUUCCAGCCACUGGCAACCGAAUCAACGUGUCCUUCAACAAGCCCAUCCUGACCCAGACAGCAGAUGUGGAUAAGUUCUUCUUAUUUGCCCAGCCGCUUACUGGCUCAUCCUUGACAGGGAGUUGCAGUGAUUACGACCCACGAUCGGGGUCUGUGCUUUCAAUGAGCAAAUCUGAUUUGAAGCAGAAGAACCGAACAUCAUUGGCACAGUUUCAGUUGGAUGCUCUAUGUCCUGGAAUCUCUUACUGUCUCCGACUGGUCGCUGCGAGUGUUCUGGGAUGGAGUGAUCCCUCUGAGGAGCUCGAAUUCAGAUCUCCACACGGCAAAGCUGAACCAAGUCUACCGAGUUCCGAAAUGUUUUCAAUGAUUUCUACAAACGACACGAUCGAUAUUGCCUGGACUGCCUAUUUAAACAAUCCCAGCUGCAUCAUCCAGUCAACAAACCUUAAUUAUCAGGUGGAAUAUUGGAAGGAAGGAGAAAGCGUUCACAGCACCCAGAUCCGACGCGUAUUCAAAUACACUGGGCUGUUUGCUAGAAUCACAUUGAGGCAGCUGAAACCAUCCACAAGAUAUCGUAUUCGGAUUGCUUUAUCCAAUAUAACUGACAACACAGGUAGCCAUGUUGAGCUGAUCGCCCAUACAAAUGCAUCCCCACCAAGCUGGGCUCCAAGAACCGUUCAAAUGAAACGCAUAUGGUCCAGCUCCGCCGAAGUCGCGUUUUUCUUUCCAGAAUUUCGUGAUUCAGCCCCAGUUAUUGGGUUCCAGGUUCACUUGACGUGUAUCGAUCCCCCUGGUUGCCAAAGUCGUGACCUGCGCAUGCCCAUCAGUGGUUUGAAUCAGUCGUUGCUAACACACCGGGAAACCGGAACUUCGGAUUACCAGGACGUAACCGAAACGCGUAUUCCACACAAAGCUGAAGUGUUUACUUGGCUCGUGACCGAAUUGAAUCCACACACACUAUAUGAAGUUCGAGUUGCAGCUAUAUCGUCCACCGGACCCGGUCCGUUCUCCGAGCCACCGGAAGUGUUUAGAACCGCAGAAGAAGUUCCUGAUUAUGUGAAAAAUCUAUUGGUUGAAAAGAACGAGGCAACGGCUUUACAACUACACUGGAAGCAACCGCGUUCUCAUAAGGGGCAAAUCCUGCAUUACAUUAUCAAAUAUAGUCAGAUUGUGGAAUUAGACCACAGUAUCAGAUUUCCUGACACCACACGUUUGGGAAGGAGUGCGCCGAAUUGGGCAUGGAAGUAUCAGGGUGUUCUGAAAGGGUCACGGUCUCACCAAUCGUCAUUUUGGCACGUGGCUGAAACAGACCGAUCCGUUUUCUCCGGUUUCACGCGGUCUGUCGCUCCACCCACACAGGUAGAAUCGAUUAGCGCAGGAUCCGAGACCAGGGCUAAUGUAAAUCAGCUGUAUCCGAACACGUACUAUAUCUUUUCGGUGGCCGCUGUCUCAAAAGCUGGUUCAGGACGGGCAGCUGUUGUUUUCGGUCGAACUAUGGCAUCGACGGAGAUGGUAAAUAUGUUACAAAGUGUGGACUUUAUUCAAUGGCAAACUCAGCAUAACCAUAUCACGAAUGAACGACUACUGGCUGUUCACUUUACGGAUGUAACCAUGGAAUUUCUCGAGGCUCCUUUGGUUUGGAAUUUACAAGAUUCUUCUGCCAUGGUCAAUUUGAGUGUGAAGUUUGCACCAGUGGUUCCUAGUCUUCACAACAAUCCAUCACUUUGGUGGAUUGAUGGCAAUCGAAUGACGGAAUUCCUUUAUCGGUUGUUCUGGCCUUUACAAGUGCAAACGCAAUCCGCAACCGGGUUCACCGUCGAAUGGGAUGAAACAUCGGAAGAGAGAUGGGAUUGGCUUCCCGCAACAAGUCCCGAGUACGUGACCUGGUCGUCCACCUCACCACGUGACCCAGACAAUAGCACAGAACAGUUUCACCAUCAUAUGGCAACGCUCACAUUGCGGGUGACCAGUAUGCAGCCGUAUACACAUCAUCGUCUACGCAUUUGGCAGCCGCUAUACACUCUGUUCUCACCGAGUUUGGAAAACAGAAAUUUCACCGCGAAUCCAAUUGUUCAUUCCAUCCCAUCCCAGUGGUUCACCACAGCUGCUAGUGUGCCUCGUUCCGCACCGGGGAGGGUGCAUCUGGUUGUGUUGGACGACAGUCAUCUUCAAGUAUCGUGGAAGCCUUUGUUGCCUUCUGAAUGGAACGGUCCACCGGGGGGAUAUGUGAUCACUCUGGAACGUAUUGCGUCUGUGCUACACAACAACCAAUCAAAGUUUGAAGAACUUCGUUCCCCACGGCGUAUGAAAUACGACUGUGGCCAUGUGGAGCGCGACGAAUGUGGCAUCAUGCGACAGCUCAUCUGUGUCAACCAGACCAACCUACAUGAAUAUGUUUUUAAGGGAUUACAGUCCGCUGCAGUGUAUCGUGUUCGAAUGCGCGCUUUCUCGUGGGACGUGAGAGAAACUUCAUACGGCCCACUUUACGGCCCCGAAGUGAUGCGGGUUAUGGAUGAUGCAGAGUCGGAAACAACCCGGGCAUUUCUCAAAUAUAAUGCUUUCUAUGCGGGAACGCAGAUGUGGACAAACAUACCGACUAGUAGCGUUAAUAAAUUGUACGCUUUGGUUGAUUCCGAAGGCUUUCAGUUACAAUGGUCUGAACCAAGUGUGUUUCCCUGUGAGCAAACCAUCACUGGCUAUCGGAUUUCAGUCACUCAUAUCCAGCAUGAGUUUGAAGAACGUGCCGAGGACCAGAAUACGCGCGUAAUUGAACAUGCUUGGCUAGUCCCGGUUGAGGAUUCCCGUUUGGCCAUCAUCUCCACAGCCUCAUUACACUCUAGAAUCGACCGCCGUAGAUCCCUGAGACUAACGACUGAAGAAUUGAUUACUACUCUUCGGUACCCAUCAACGUGGGCUCCAUGUGUGAACUAUGACAAAUUCCGUGUAAGUAUUCAGCUGACAAAUCAAAGAGGUAAUGGCCCGCGAAGUGAAGAAGUGGGGGCCCAAUUUGCCCCAGAUAACGAACGCAUCCACGGCUCCAUUUCACUCAGGUCAAUUACGCUAAACAAAUUGGAACAGACCAACAUCACAGUAGGACGAGUACUACUCAGCUGGAAGCUUACACGCUAUGACCGCAAUCAACGCCCGAAACACAGUGUCUCUUUGCGAUGGCAGGAGAUCGACUCGGUCACUCAAGUGCCAAUUGGUGUGUUGGCAAGACGUCUACUCAAUUGGCCACAGUCGCUAAGUCGGGAGGCGGAAGCGGUGUUUCUUGUGACAGUGGAUGGACUGGUCGCGGACAGUACAUACCGCUUUACUGUUGAUGAGGAUAAUGAUGAUGAUGAAGGUGAUACGAGACCUCGGAUCCAUGGAAGCGGAUGCCACUUUGGGCAAACAAUAACAUACAUUCGUUUGAGUCAACUGACCAAUCAGAAUGAUGUGAGCACACUGAACGAACUGGCUGACACACUCGGACCGCAGGAUUUCAGUCAAUCGGAUUGGAUCACUUACAAACCAUCUCCACAACUGGGGCAAGAAGAUGCGUUUCAUGUGCUCGGCCUCACUCCGUAUUCAGCCUAUGUAUUUCGUCUGGCUGCAAUAACGGAUGCAGGACCCAGUCCAUAUAGUCGUCCAUCUGUAGUCAUGUUCACCCGUCCCUCUUACCCCUGUGAGGCACCGGAGGAUGUUUCCACCAGUUUGCGUACUGUUGAUCGUGAGUUCCUUCGACGGCUGUACGGCGAACCGGUAUCGGAUCGAACACCCACCAAGCCUUGCCAGACAAUUGCGGUUCGAUGGAAGCCAAUUCCUGAAACCUCGUGGAACGCAGAACCCCGGUUUUAUCGCCUUAUCUAUCGGGUCUGGUCGCGAGCUACUAAUGAUCGAAGUGACCGGACACUACUCAUCUCCCACAAACCUUCGAAUCAACCGUACUAUGAGGCACUAUUGCCUCCAUUGCCCCCUCAGACAUAUUACCAGAUUCGCUUGGCAGCUCAAAACGAAUUCGGAACCGGUCCCUCGUCCGACUGGAUAUUCGUCUUCAGCGGAGAUGGAUGUCCACACGAGACUGCUUCAAACCCGUGGCUCCUAGACAGCAUUGUAUACAAUUCGGUAAUGAAUACUGUCAAUAAUGGGCCACUAGAAGUACAGGGGUUCACCUGUUCGAGUGACCGAGACAAAGUGGAGAUAAAGUGCACCUGGGUUCCGAUUACAAACCCCAAAGCUCUCGGAUAUGAGAGUCUUGAACCCUAUUCCCGUUACACAGUACACAUACGUGCACUGCUACAAGGUGAUAUGAUCCGGUCCCUUUGGAGCCACGCUCCAAGUAGCGAGUUUGUACUGCUUUCAGAAAGAAAUCCAGUACGUUUUGGAACUUGUGACAAAGAUUACCUGUGUUCUGCCCAACUUCCACCGACGAAACCUCAGGAUCUACAGUUCCGAUGGCAAUCCAGACAGACAGCACAGAUUAGCUGGUCACCACCGAAACGUUUAAACGGCAAACUGCAUGGAUAUCGCGUGGCAAUAGCGAGAAUUCAAUCCUCCAGUCGGGUAGUCCUAAAUGAAUUGCAGCCUGAGCCGGAGCUCAUCAAACAUUUCACCAUGGACACGGAGUAUCGACUGGCUAACUUGAAUCAGAAUAGCACGUACGUGGUUGAACUGACGGCGCAAACGGAAGCAACCCAGUUUGCUGGAUUUGGUCCACCUUCCUGUUUGGCGUUGACCACAAAUCCAUGCCUGCAUCUAUCUGCCGAUAUAUAUGACUCAAGCGGUCCGGGAUGUUCUCGUAUGAUUCGAAAACUCCAGCAACUUCACGUUGAACGCCGCAAUCAGUGCAUCCAUCGUUUACCAGAAAUGUAUCGACCGACAGUGCGCAGUCGAACUGCGAAACUGGACAGCAGCGUCGCGAGAUCUGCGAACGAUGGUACUAUUACAGUCACAACCGAGCCGGAGCAAAUCAGUGAUGCUCGCAUCAAUGCGGUGUAUCGGAAUCAAACCUCAACCAGUGCAUUGUCGGGAAAUUUGAGUUUACAAAAUUUGGAAAUUACAUGGGAUGUGGCCCCACAGAGCGAUGUGCCCGCGUCACAAUUUCUGCUGGAGGUGCGAACAUCACGAAAUCUCCUUCGAUGGUACCCGGUUCGUGCUGUGCAUCACACAGUCCGACAGUUGACACUGUUUGUCGAUGAUUCAGCUCUUCUGCAUGCCGCACAUGCCUCGAAUGACGACUCAGAUGAUAUCCGAGAUGCAAAUAUCAGCACUGUCGCACUAGAGGUCACGAGAAAAUUGAUUGUUGCAGCCUACACACAACGCGGAGUUCCGACAGACUCGUCCAGUCACGUGGCCGUACAGUUUCGUCUAAUCGCAGCAAGCCCAUUCCAACUUGGAUUGCCUGGACCUGGGUCUAGUUGGAUGGUGAUUGCCAAUGAAAGAAAUUAUCAAUUGCAAGAUGCUAACGAAUUUCUACGAAUCAACAUCCGUCGUCACGUGUCCAAAUCGCACAUGCUUGUUCAUAAAACUCCCCCGAGAUCUCAGGAACUGAUGCUCGAAUGUUGUAUUCUAAACGAUUCGUGUGUGGACGGGGAAGCUAUCACUCCGGAACAAACCAAACCACUGAGUGCACCAAUCGACGGGAUACAUACAAACGGGAAGUGUGUCCCAGACGGAUUGACUUACCCCGGUGCUAUUCCGAUGCAUAGCAGUUUCUUCCCUGUGACAGAUCAGCACGUUGAGACCAGUCUCAGUCCGAUGCUUUGUGUGGACAGCAGUUGGGGUAGUCGCACGGUGAGCAAUAAGACAUCCAGUUCAGCAGAAGUGCAUCAGCUUCAGCAAGAUAUUUGCAAUCGAAAUCAAUUGACUGAUGGCCAGGGUUUUGGAUGUUCAUUUCCUUACUCCAAUGACGUCAUCGGAUUGGAGGAAACGCAAAAUUAUCCCACACCCGCAUUAGUCGAAGAUAUGUCGCCAUUUGAGAUCCCUUUCAGUCAUUCGACUUUACCCGGGGCCAGUCACGUGAUUCGGGCUAUGGACCCGACGGAUCAAUGCUCUCCGAUCGUCAAAUCCCAGUUUCAGACAGUUAACUGUGAUCCAGCAUUGCUUACUGAUCCAAAUUGUCCUUUUCACACCUCAAUGUCCCCCUAUCACUGGUCUGCAUGCGGAAAGGCAAGCCCCUCGGAUAAUAACUGUGCACAUGGUUACCAGACACAAGUGAUGCACUCGACGAAUCCACGGCUGAGCAACACAACUUACUUUGUCAACUGUCCCGUAUCCCCAAUCGCGACCCAAUGGAGCAAUACAAAUAAUUCCGUGAAUAUGGACCGAGGAGAAAUGAAUGUUUAUCUGGGUGAAGGGUACUCCCACCAUACCCCGACUGCAAAAGAGGCAAGAAGCCAGUCCGAAGAAUCCUGUCAAUAUGUGAUGCACUAUCCCAACCCAGCUGCAAAUUUAGUCUCGUAUCGUCCAACUCAAAACGCUCCUCAUCAAUCUGCCACCCAAGCAACUGCAACCGAACAGAACUGGAUGAACAUUUCUACGCAUAUAAAGUAUGCGCAAUCAAAAAUGGAGGCGUCUCCGAAACGUCCUUUUUCCCCGGACUUGGUAAAAAGCGUGUUUAACAACGGUCUUCGAUGUAAUGCCUACAUUCUCGACUCAGAUAUGGCUGGAGCGGACUCCUACACGACACAAGAAUGGCGCGGUUCACCCGUGCACAAUCUGGUCUACACAAGACCGAAUUUGUUGUCCACUGGGGAUCCACAAAGUCCGGGGACGAAUUCAAUAGAGACUGAGCAGCACGGUCGGGACACAGACCACGGAUCCGCCUCAUGCUCUCCCAUUCAAGAUGCCCUGACAUCAACUGAAGUGUAA
Messenger RNA from Echinostoma caproni, 7452 nucleotides. Lineage: Eukaryota; Metazoa; Platyhelminthes; Trematoda; Plagiorchiida; Echinostomatidae. The record is from the annotation of a GenBank genome assembly.